AAAAUUAAAGACCAGCACAAAAUCCGAAUAGAACCUGGAGCACUUUGGGCUUCAUCUUUAUUUCCUUUUUAAUGCUUGUCUGAAUAAAAUGUGCUUUGAUGCAAUCAUAAAGUCGUUAAACGAUUCCAUUUAUCAAAAUCCUUGCAAUGGCCGUUUUCAGUCCAAGUUAUUCUUCUACUUCCCCACUCCUCCCCUUCAAUGACUCGCCGUCAAAUUCACCGUUGUUCCCUUCACACCGCCGUAAUUUCCGCUGCAAUCUCAGAGUAAAAGCCACCGUCAGCCUUGAGUCUCCGUCGUCUUCCGCCACCGGCCGCCGGGAUGACUCGCCCGAAGUUUUACUUGAAGUGAAGGACCUAUCCGCCGUUAUAACAGAAUCGAAACAGCAAAUUCUAAAAGGCGUUAACCUUACUGUCCGUCGAGGCGAGGUACAUGCUGUAAUGGGUAAGAAUGGUUCUGGAAAGAGCACCUUUGCCAAGGUUCUUGUUGGGCAUCCAGAUUAUGAAAUUACAGGAGGCAGUGUGUCAUUUAAAGGUGAGAAUCUACUUGAGAUGGAGCCUGAGGAAAGAUCUCUUGCUGGUCUUUUUAUGAGCUUCCAGUCCCCAGUUGCCAUACCUGGAGUAAGCAAUAUUGACUUUCUUAACAUGGCGUAUAAUUCUCAAAGGAGGAAACUUGGAUUGCCAGAGCUGGGACCAAUUGAGUUUUACGGGUACAUUGCACCGAAGCUUGAACUUGUCAACAUGAAGAUAGACUUCUUGAACAGAAAUGUAAAUGAAGGAUUCAGUGGUGGAGAAAGGAAGCGCAAUGAGAUUCUGCAACUAGCGGUUCUUGGGGCUGACUUGGCAAUACUUGAUGAGAUCGAUUCUGGUUUAGAUAUUGACGCACUUCAAGACGUAGCAAAGGCAGUAAAUGGACUUCUAUCGCCAAAGAAUUCGGUGUUGAUAAUUACUCAUUACUUACGAUUAUUGGAAUUCAUCAAGCCGGCCUAUAUCCAUAUCAUGGAGAAUGGGAGAAUCGUGAAGACCGGAGACCUAUCAAUAGCUAAAGUUCUGGAGAAAGAAGGCUACAAAGCAAUUUCUGGCGCAUAGGGCUGCCAUUCUGGUAUCGUCUCAUCAGCUACACAGGAAAUUUUGCUACUGCUCCAACAUUAUUUAAGGUGGCAAUAAGUGAUGCUUCCACUUUGCUCAUCAAAUGACUCAAAAUGUUAAUACUCAAUUGUCUCAAGAUGUAAGAGUAACGAUUAACCAUGCCCCUUGACGUAGGCAGAGGAGGGAAUUCGGCUGCCAUGAGAUUGAGUCAUAUAAUUGUAUUUUGUUCCUCCCUGUCUCUUUAUCUUUUAUGUUUAGGGGGCUAGUUGAUUAGUCUAUGCCUCUCUUCUUUAAAAAGAGCCUGAUGUUCGAGUUUAUGUAUUUUGUGAAGAGCGUCGAUGCUGUAGACAACUUUUUACCUCUUAAUUCAAUUAGGGACAGUUGUUUUCUUUGGUCCCAAAGUUAUUGGAAAAA
Messenger RNA from Lycium barbarum (goji berry), 1499 nucleotides. RefSeq names its product ABC transporter I family member 6, chloroplastic. Gene Ontology annotation, molecular function: ATP binding; ATP hydrolysis activity. The coding region runs from base 147 to 1085 and encodes 312 amino acids. NCBI's taxonomy places the organism in Eukaryota, Viridiplantae, Streptophyta, Magnoliopsida, Solanales, Solanaceae. The record is from RefSeq and is a predicted model, not a curated record. The transcript is spliced from 6 exons.